AUGGAAGCAUAUAUGUACGUAUCUAUCGCUGUUGGUAUGAAUUCAAACUCUCCUUCAGAGGUUGCAGGUUCAAGCCACAUUGCUGUUCGGUUUCUCAUUCGGUCUUUCUGGUCGGAACAUUCGUCAAUCCUUGAGCAACGUCUUGAGUUGGAAACUGGUGACCACGACCGUUGUGCUGUUCUCUUGGUUCUGAAAUCGUUGAGCACGGUUGAAAUAGGGGUUGAGGAAGAAGAAAAGUGUGUGGGGUUGACGUCCAGAGAAACAGGGGUUGGAAAUGACUCACGAGCUCUUUAUAUUGUAUUUGUCAAGUUUAUUAUUGGACAUAAGCAUGAGUUACAUCAUUUUGUGACACCGGAAGUAAGGUCGGAGUUGAAACCAAAAUUGGGACUUGAAUUUGAUUGCUAUGACAAUGUGUUCAAUUUCUAUAAUAUGUAUGCUGCGGAAGCCAGAUUCGGCAUUCGGUGUUCUACAACGAGGAUGUGCACACUGACAGGAGAGGUAACAAGGAAGGAAUAUGUAUGUUGUAAACAAGGGUAUGCAUUGACAAGCACUGUUAGUCGUAAGAGAAGACGACGAGGUUGUACUCGAACUGGUUGCAAGGCUAAACUUGCGAUAUUGAAGGUGAAAGACAAGAAUAAGUACAUUGUUGUAGGAUUCAAUGAGGUACACAACCAUGACAUGACCACAGUUGAUAAAGUCCAUCUAUUGAGAUCUCACCGUAACUUAACAGAGUCUACAAAGGUGUAUAGUGCAGAUAUGAGCAAAGUUAAUAUUCCGGUAUAUAAACAGUUAAGCCUUCUUGAGGUGCAAGUAGGGGAAUUGGAAAAUGUUGGUUUUGUUAAUAGAGAUGUCUAUAAUUAUCUAAGGGACGUGCGUGGAGAGGUGAUUGGCCAUGAUGCAGAGCUACUUAAGGAGCAUUUUAUGGCCAUGCAAGAAAAGAAUGAAUCCUUUUAUUUCAAGAUGGAGGUAGAUUCAGAAGGAAGGAUGGGUAAUGUUUUCUGGUCAGAUGCAAGGUCAAGACGAGCUUAUGGGUUUUUUGGACAUGUGGUGGUAUUUGAUACGACGUUCAACACGAACCGCUAUAGGAUGGUCUUUGCGCCUUUGUUAGGCGUUAAUAACCAUCGGCAAACAGUGUUGUUUGGUUGUGCAUUCCUAACUAGCGAAACCACGGAUUCAUUUGUAUGGUUGUUAGAGGAAUUCAAGAAAGCCAUGCUGGGUGAGCCACCCAAAAUGAUCAUCACUGAUCAAGAUGCAGCCAUGUCAAAGGCAAUUGCUGUAACUCUCCCGACAACAUUCCAUAGAUAUUGCAUAUGA
Messenger RNA from Prunus armeniaca (apricot), 1314 nucleotides. NCBI's taxonomy places the organism in Eukaryota, Viridiplantae, Streptophyta, Magnoliopsida, Rosales, Rosaceae. The record is from the annotation of a GenBank genome assembly.